GGUGCAAAGCCUCCCUUUAAGCUGAAGGGAUCGUCAUAAGCCGUUCCGUGCAGCACCUAGGAAUGUGUUAUCUUCCUUUCUUGUUUCUCACAAUUCGUUUUCAAUGUCCGUCUACCGUUUCAUAAGACGCAUGGCUCGGUAUACCUUCCUUGUUCGUCAUAAAUCCUAUGCUGCGAAAAUGACGCCAAGCAACGAGCAUCACGCAGCAGAAAAGAACGACUACUUGGAGGACGACGCCGUCAGUACAAGUAGUCAACCGCUUCUCCACUACCAAAUUGGCGAUAAGCAUCACACUAUCCCUGAUCCUGAUUUCCCAGGAAAUUUUUCAGCCAAUCUGGAAGACGGCCAGGACCCUCGAUUAAUCAAACGAAACAACAAAAAACGACUCAACUGGAUAUGCUUAGCAUUAACGGCCGCCAUGUUACUGGCCACCUGGGCAACAUGGACCAUCGCUUUAUGCAGAGACUCAAGUUCUUCCCGGAAGAGAGACACCGUAUCCAAAUUGCGACGUAUUACCUUUGAUGAUAUCUAUAACAGCACGUUUACCCCAAAACGGCAAUCCCUCGUAUGGGUUAGAAAUGAUCCUCGCGAUGGCAUUUUUACCUUUAGAGAUCAAACAACCAACGAUAUACUAUUAGAAUCGAUAGAAGAUGGUUCAACCCAAGUGUUUGUCAAAGCCUCCGAUCUUCGUAUUGGAGAUAAACAGCUGGAGGUUGAAUCGUUUGAAAUCUCAGGAGAUGCGAAAUAUCUCAUGCUGUGGACCAACGUCACUCAGCAAUUCCGUCAUUCUUCAUUUUCCAAUAUUUAUAUUUACACAUUGGAUGAUCAUUCCAUCUUUCCGUUGACGGAACAAUCCACUGUCGAUAUCGAGCCAAAGAUCUCCUAUGCUGAAUGGAGUCCUAAAGGUCAUCAAAUUGCAUACGUGAUGGAAAACGAUCUGUACGUGACUGAUCUUGCCACGCAUCGUCGUGUCACCUUUGAUGGAUCCAAGACAGUCUUUAAUGGAGUUCCUGAUUGGGUGUAUGAAGAGGAGGUUUUCGCCUCGGAUCAUACCUUGUGGUGGUCCCCGGAUGCUACUCAUUUGGCAUUUUUACGGUUCAAUGAAACAGCCGUACAUGAAUACCAUUUGCCGUAUUAUACAAUGUCCAACGACAGCUAUCCCGAGGAAUUGAAAAUCAAGUAUCCCAAAGCUGGCACGCCGAAUCCGCUUGUAUCAUUGCAUCUUUAUUCACUGUCGGCUGACACAACCGUCAUGGUGACAAAAAACGAAACCAAUAAUGCCAUGCUUCAGGCUGUGGGACGAUAUGCAGAUUUCGCUGACGAUGAUCGGCUUAUUACGGAUGUUGCCUGGGCGACUGAUACCCAUACUCAUUUGCUGUUCAAGCAGACGAACCGUGUCCAGGACCACGAAGUCACCAGCCUCGUCACCUUGUCGUCCAAUUUACGUGACUCCACUGUUCAAAUAACGCGGGAAUAUAAACCAAAAGAUUCCGGAUGGAUUGACGUUGGCCAAUCCAUGGUGUUUUUAGCUCAUGAGGAUGAUCAAGAGAGUGUUCGAUACUUGGAUAUCGCCGAUAACGCCGACGGAUACCUUCAUCUGGCUAUUUUCACUGCUGGAAAAUCGGCCUCGGAACCUCUUUGGCUCACUACUGGUGAAUGGGAAGUCGUCGCGGGCACAGUUGUCACUGACAAAGAACGCCAAUUAAUUCAUUACAUGUCGACCGAACGAUCGCCAUCGGAACGUCAUUUAUACACCAUUUCACUUGACCACACCGAUCCAGCCUCCACCAAGAUCUGCCAAACCUGUCCCAAUGAUCCUGAACGGCAUGCCUAUUACAGUGUGUCAUUUUCUCCGAAAGCGGGUUAUUACAAGCUCGAUUAUCAGGGUCCCAAUAUCCCAACAACCGUCGUUAGAAAAGUAGAGGAUCCCAAAUUUGAGGCUGUUUUGCAAGACAACAGGGCACUCGCCGAUUUGUUAAAAGCGUAUGAAUUGCCCCAAAGACGGAUGCUCACGGUGACGGGUGGCGGUGUUGAGAUGCUGGCGAUGGAAUUGUUGCCACCCAACUUUGACGCUUCCAAGAAAUACCCUGUCUUAUUUCAUGUCUAUGGUGGCCCUGGAUCUCAACUUGUAUCACAUGAGUUCGAAUUGAGCUGGCAUACAUUCGUUGCAAGUCAAUUGGAAUACAUUAUUGUCACGGUUGACGGUCGUGGUACAGGUUACCGUGGACGUGCUUACCGGGAAAGCGUAAGAGGCCGUUUGGGUAAAUUGGAAACGAUUGACCAAGUCAACGCAGCAAGACACUGGGCCAACCUACCGUACGUUGAUGCCUCGAGAAUGGCCAUCUGGGGCUGGUCUUACGGAGGCUAUAUGACAACUAAGGUUAUCGAAGCAAACGAUGGUGUGUUUAGUCUUGGAAUGGCAGUAGCCCCAGUGACUGACUGGCGUUUCUAUGAUACCGUCUAUACGGAACGCUAUAUGCUGACUCCACAGCUGAAUGCCGAAGGAUAUGCAAACAGUGCUGUGACUAACAUGACUGGCUUCAACAAUGCUCAUUAUUUACUGAUCCACGGCACAGGAGAUGAUAAUGGUUAGAUAAUACAGGCAUUUGGCUGAUGGGUUUUUCGUUCUGCUAACGUGCAUUACAGUUCAUUUCCAACAUUCAGCUGUGCUUGUCGAUAAGUUGACCCAGGCCCACGUUCGCAACUACCGAGUUCAAUUCUUUACCGACAACAACCAUGCCAUCCGUUACCACGAUGCCAAUUCCAAUGUCUAUUAUCUACUGACUGAAUUCUUAUUCGAUAAUUUUGGUGGUGAAGAAUAUGUUCGACAUCGCACAAACUCUCAAUGAAAGUUUGCAGGAUCGCUCAAAGACUGAACACUUGUAUUCCCUUCCGAGUCUAGGUCUAUCGGUUAGACCGCGUCAAGUAUUGUCAAUAAAGAUUGGGACUAUUCUUCACAAAUACAGGGAAAUCACUGUUCAGAUGUGUAAAAUAUCCUCCG
Radiomyces spectabilis is the source of this 3001-nucleotide messenger RNA. RefSeq names its product dipeptidyl peptidase IV N-terminal region-domain-containing protein. The transcript is spliced from 15 exons. Gene Ontology annotation, biological process: proteolysis. The record is from RefSeq and is a predicted model, not a curated record. Bases 104 to 2593 code for a protein of 829 amino acids. NCBI's taxonomy places the organism in Eukaryota, Fungi, Mucoromycota, Mucoromycetes, Mucorales, Radiomycetaceae. Gene Ontology annotation, molecular function: dipeptidyl-peptidase activity; serine-type endopeptidase activity.